UGAUCCAUAAUUAAGAGACAACAGCCAUCUAUUUACCCACAGAUAGAAGAUGAGAGAAAACAGGGCGAGGUGCCUAUAUGCAUAUUCCCCCAGACUGUAGAAACGGUCCCCUGUGUGAGUACCCGAAACUGUGCUUUCUCAGAAUUAUUUCUUCCGGCCUCUCGAGUGUGUAGGUGUAGGCUACACGUCAAAUAUAAAGAGUGGUCCGCAGCGCCAUGGACUAUAUCUGCAAGAGGCUUUUACGCGUCAAAACAAGAAAGAGAAGAUUACAUAAAACACCCGUGAGACCGAAAUCGUGUUUUGUACCUCAAGUGGAUAAUGCGUUCAUGGAUGGCAUCACUUAUGUGGGUCAUGGCAUUCUUCGCCGUCGGCUCAUCGCUCAAUUCCUUCCCUGAACACAGGCAAGUGGUAAAGAUGGGUGCCACUGUCAUCCUGAAAUGUAGUACCGACUUUAAGGGCCUGAUAAGAUGGACAUAUCCUGACCCUGACGAGGGAGAUUUGGAUGGGGGCAUCCUCUCAGACUUUGACGAUUACAUGACUGGCAAAUACUCCUGUUGGGACGGAGACAGGCUCCUCAACAGUGUGCAUGUCUUCCUAGAAGACACUCCCGACAGUACAACCCCAGAGCUGAGCUGUUUGGCUGAGACCUACGGCUGCUCCUUCAAGUGCUCUUGGGCUGAUCCGCACUACACAGCUGUGAGGCUGAGGAAUCAACGAGACAAUGGUAAAUGGUUAUCCCAGUCUCCUGAGGGAACGUUCAUUGUGUCCCACGUCACUGGCUCUGAGGAGAUGGUGCCACUGAAGGUCACCCUGGAAGCCAUCAAUGAUGAGAGGUACCUGCAGAUCAACAAGACCUUCUACCUGCGCAACAUCAUCCAGCCCUCCCCUCCUAAGGUCCAGUGGCGUAAAGAAGAGGAUGUUUUAGUGGUGGAUGUGAGUCCUGCAGACAACUGGGCCAAACCCACCAGCUACUACCCUCUGGAGUACCAGAUAGAGUACAUCAAGACAGAUAACGGAGAGAGGGUGAAGCAGCUGUGCUGUAAAGGAGAGACAACGGAUUGCUGGAAUAAAGUGAAGUGCCAGGUCCACGUUCGUGUCAGCAAGUUCCGCGUCCGUUCCCGGGACCCUCUGGUUGACUGUGACUGGGAAAGUGGAAAGUGGACAGCCUGGGAAAAUGUAACUUACUGACGCUAGUCUCUCCAUCUUUUCCUCUCUACCUUUUCCUUUGUAUCCCUCUCUCUCUCUCUGUCUGUCUGUCUCUGUCUUCUCUCUCUUUGUCUUCUCUCCAUCUCUCUCUCUCUCUGUCACUCACGCUCUGUCUUCGCCUUCAGGCUCUGCUCAUUCACAUCAAUGUGUAUAUUUUUAUUUAUGUAUGUAUUUAUUUAUUUAUUUAUUGUCACACAGUGCAUCUGUGCUGAUUUAUUUAUGUGUUUAUGUGUUUGUGGAUUUGUGAAUACAUUUUCCACAUUUGGUCCUGUGUUGUCUAUUUGUGUUUCACUCUUUUCUAUUAAAAUCUUCAUUCAUAUGUCUGUUUCUCUAUUGUUUGUCUGUUUGUUUGUUUGUCUGUCUGUCUGUUCAAGUGAUGAUGAUGCUUAUGUUUACAGUGCAUGUCUGUGUGCACAUUUGAAAAUGAGAAUUGGAGGUCCUUUUCUGUAUGGACAGAUGAAACCACAAUGUACUUGAAAAUACUACUUGAGAAGAGAGAGAGAAAGAGA
This is a messenger RNA of Sardina pilchardus (European sardine), 1715 nucleotides long. RefSeq names its product interleukin 12B 2 (gene il12b2). The transcript is spliced from 8 exons. Bases 319 to 1188 code for a protein of 289 amino acids. The record is from RefSeq and is a predicted model, not a curated record. Gene Ontology annotation, molecular function: protein binding. NCBI's taxonomy places the organism in Eukaryota, Metazoa, Chordata, Actinopteri, Clupeiformes, Clupeidae.